Scophthalmus maximus (turbot) is the source of this 7076-nucleotide messenger RNA. RefSeq names its product tetratricopeptide repeat, ankyrin repeat and coiled-coil containing 1b (gene tanc1b). Bases 185 to 5965 code for a protein of 1926 amino acids. The record is from RefSeq and is a predicted model, not a curated record. NCBI's taxonomy places the organism in Eukaryota, Metazoa, Chordata, Actinopteri, Pleuronectiformes, Scophthalmidae. The transcript has 26 exons. Gene Ontology annotation, molecular function: protein binding.
CAUGCUGUGAGAGGAGGGGGAGGAGCCUGCCGCCCCGCAGCCUGCCCACCUUGUGUGGAUCAAGUGGGAACCGAGUCCGUGUGGAGAACGUACGCUCGAGGACCGGAGGGAAACUUUUUAAAAAACUUUUAAUACCCAUGACUUUUCACAGGAACUCUACAGAGAGGAGUUCAGGAAUCUUGCCAUGUUUAAGGCAGUGCUGAAGAAGAACAGAGAUGGAGGCAAGGGUAGCAAGAAGGAUUCAGGUGAUGCUCACAGUCACGGCGCCCAAAGAAGAUUCCCAUUCGAAGGAAGCCUCCAACCCCAGGGACCCGGCAGCAGUCACCCGAAUGUGCAGGAUGACAUUUUCAGGCUAAGUCUUACCAAGGGAGUGUCCAUGUCUCUCCCCUCAUCACCUCUGCUGCCACGACAGUCCUACCUGAUGCCCCUACGCCCCAGCAAGAGAUCACCAGGUCCAAGCAGGAAACCCAAAUAUGUGGAGAGUCCUCGCGUUCCUUCCGAUGCCAUCGUGUCCGCACUGAGGAAGGUGGCUGACAACAAGGAGUCUUCACACAAUGAGCUGCAGGCAGAGAAACAGCCAGGCUCCUCCUCCCCUGCCACCCAGGAACUGAUGACAAGGCUGGGAUUUUUACUGGGAGAAGGGAUCCCGGGUACUGCACGCAUACCUAUGGACGACAAGAAUGAAAAGAAGUGCUUAGUAACUAGCCAGGGCAUAAGCCCCUGCUCCACACUGACCAGCAGCACGACGUCUCCCAGCACCGACAGCCCAUGUUCCACGCUCAACAACACAACCGGCCGACCCCCCCUCAGCCGCUCCAGCCCCUGUGGGACCAUCACCAGCCCCAGCUCCACACUUGAGAGCAAGGACAGUGGGAUCAUAGCCACCAUCACUAGCUCCUCAGAGAACGAUGACCGCAGUGGCUCCAGCCUGGAGUGGAGUAAGGAUGGCAGCUUGAGAGGCAGCACACGCCAUGGCCUGGCACAGAGCGUGCGGGCUGACACCUGCUCCCCUGUGGCCGAAGAAGACUCCAACAGUGCCACAGCGACAACAGCCGACACCCCGUCUAGGACAGACCAUCAGCAACAUCAGCCGAACAUAUCAGCAGGGGCGUCAGGGCCACCACUGCCUCACUUGCCUGAGGGACCCAUUCCUUACCCACCACAUACAUGUUCUUCCCUUAUGAUGCCGAGGCCGAACUCUGUAGCAGCGACCAGUUCCACAAAGCUGGAAGACCUGAGCUUCCUCGAUGAACAGCGCAACACCCCCCUGCGGACAUCCAUUCGCCUGCCCUGGCACAAUACAGGAGGAAGGCCAACUCAGGACUCUAAAGCUCGUUUCGCUCCCUACAAACCCGUGGACAUCAUGCUCAAGCCCCUGCUGUUCGAGGUGCCCAGCAUCACCACGGACUCCGUGUUCGUGGGCAGAGACUGGCUCUUUCAGCAGCUGGAAGACGUCCUGAAGGCCGGCGAGUCCGCCGAGAACCAUGGCGCUGUGGUGCUGGGCAGCGUGGGCUACGGGAAGACGGCCAUCAUCUCCCGGCUAGUAGCGCUGAGCUGCCACGGAGGCCGCAUGCGUCAGAUCGCCUCCAACAGUCCCAGUGCCUCGCCGAAAAGUGGUGGGGGACCUAGCGCAGAACUUCCUCUCAGCCAGCCCCCACAGCCCACUCCACCUUCCAGUGCUACCAACACGCUGAGGACCAACAGUUGCCCGGGAACUCCCGAGAUGCAGCAACGCAGGGAGGCGGCCGUCAAACGUCUGGCUGCAAAGGUGGUGGCGUAUCACUACUGCCAGGCGGACAACACAUACACCUGCUUGGUGCCAGAGUUUGUUCACAGUAUUGCAGCCCUGCUGUGCAGAGCUCACCAGCUCGGUGCUUACCGGGAGCUGCUGCUGAAAGAGCCCAACCUGCAGAGCAUGCUCAGCCUGCGCUCCUGUGUCCAGGACCCGAUGGCCGCUUUCCGGAGGGGCGUCCUGGAGCCGCUGGCCAACCUUCGUAAAGAGCGCAAGAUUUCCGAGGACGACCACAUCAUCUUGAUAGACGGGCUGAACGAGGCAGAGUUUCACAAGCCUGACUACGGGGACACCAUAGCCUCCUUCAUCACCAAGAUAAUCACCAAGUUCCCUUCGUGGCUCAAACUCGUGGUCACCGUCCGUGUGAAUUUACUGGAGAUCACCAGCCUCCUGCCUUUCUCCAAGAUCUCCUUGGAUGAGUUUUCUGACAACAAAGAGAUAAGCAACGACCUCAAUGCAUAUAUUCAGUACCGCAUCAACGGCAGCAAGGAAAUCAUGAAUAAUAUCAGCCUGAACGGCAAGGCCGACCCCGUCACAGUCGGCAAGCUCAGCAGCCACCUGAUAUCCCGCAGCCAGGGCUCCUACCUGUAUCUCAAACUCACCCUGGACCUGUUCGAGCGAGGCCACCUGGUGAUAAAGAGUGCCAGCUACAAAGUUGUGCCCGUCUCGCUGGCGGAGCUCUACCAGUUACAGUGCAACAUGAAGUUCAUGACCAACUCUGCCUUCGAGCGCUCGCUGCCCAUCCUCAACGUGGCGCUCGCCUCGCUGCACCCCAUGACGGACGAGCAGCUGUUCCAGGCCAUCAACGCCCCCUUUGUGCGAGGCGAGCUGCAGUGGGAGGACUUCCAGCAACGCAUGGAGUUGCUCUCGUGCUUCCUCAUCAAGCGGCGGGACAAGACGCGCAUGUUUUGCCACCCCUCCUUCAGAGAGUGGCUGGUGUGGAGAGCCGACGGAGAGAGCACGGACUUCCUCGGCGACCCCAGGACUGGCCAUGCUCUUAUGGCCUUCAUGUUGUCUCGCCAAGAGGGGAAGCUGAAUCGUCAGCAAACCAUGGAGCUGGGACAUCACAUCCUCAAAGCACACAUCUUCAAGGGCCUGAGUAAGAAAACAGGUGUGUCAUCCAGUGUGCUGCAGGCUCUGUGGAUCAGCUGCAGCGCCGAUGGCCUUUCUGCAGCUUUGGCCUCCCUGAGGAACCUCUACACACCCAACGUCAAGGUGAGCCGCCUGCUGAUGCUGGGCGGGGCGAACGUGAAUUACCGCACCGAGGUCCUGAACAACGCGCCGGUGCUUUGCGUCCAGUGCCACCUCGGACACCAGGAGAUUGCAUCUCUGCUGCUGGAGUUUGGUGCCAGUGUGGACGUGGUGUCCGAGAACGGCAUGAGCCCCCUCUGCUUCUCAGCUGCUGCGGGACACCUGGGAAUAGUCGUGUUGCUCUGCAAGAGGGGAGCCAAGGUCGAUCAUGUGGAUAAGAGUGGCCAGUGCGCGCUGGUCCACGCUGCUCUCCGCGGACACCCAGAGAUUAUCCAGUACCUGCUGGAGCUGGAGUGGAGCGCCGAGGGACAGCAGCAGGACUGCGCUCUGAAGAACAAAGCUCUGCAGCAGGCUUUGAUAGCCGCCUCCAGCAUGGGACACACACAGGUUGUGAGCGGCUUACUGGCUUUGAGUAAUGAGCACGCUGUGCAAAUUGAUAGCCACGACACUCUGUGGGGAGAGACAGCCCUGACAGCGGCUGCAGGCCGGGGGAAGAUGGACGUGUGCAGCUUCCUGUUGGAGCAAGGGGCAGUGGUGCAGCAGGUCAACCGACGGGGGGUUUCUCCUCUAUUCUGCGCCGUCAGACAGGGGCACUGGCAGAUUGCAGAGCUGCUGCUGCAGCGUGGUGCCGACAUUAACAUCAGCGACAAGCAGGGCAGGACCCUACUAAUGGUGGCUGCCUGUGAGGGUCACCUGAGCACCGUGGAGUUUCUGCUUUCUAAAGGUGCGUCCUUGACGUCGAUGGACAAGGAGGGACUGACGCCCCUGAGCUGGGCUUGUUUGAAAGGACAAAAGAACGUUGUGCAGUUUUUGGUGGAGAAAGGCGCGGUCAUUGACCACACGGACAAGAACGGACGAACUCCGCUGGACCUCGCGGCCUUUUAUGGAGAUGCAGAAAUUGUCCAGUACUUGGUGGAACGAGGAGCGGUGAUUGAGCAUGUGGACUACAGCGGGAUGAGGCCUCUGGACCGGGCCAUAGGCUGUCGGAACACGUCGGUGGUGGUGACUCUGCUGAAGAAAGGGGCCAAGCUGGGGAAUGCUGCUUGGGCCAUGGCGACGUCCAAGCCUGACAUACUGAUCAUUCUUCUUCAGAAGCUGAUGGAGGAGGGAAACCUGCUGUACAAGAAAGGGAAGAUGAAAGAAGCAGCCCAGAGGUACCAGUAUGCCCUGAGGAAGUUUCCUAGAGAAGGCUUUGGCGAUGACCUGAAGGCUUUUAAAGACCUGAGGGUCUCCCUGUACCUAAAUCUCUCCCGAUGUCGCAGAAAAACCAACGAUUUCGGGAUGGCUGAAGAGUUCGCAACGAAAGCACUGGAGCUGAAACCCAAAUCCUACGAGGCCUACUACGCCCGUGCCAGAGCUAAAAGAAGCAGCAGGCAGUUUGCGGCAGCCCUGGCUGACCUGCACGAAGCAGCCAACCUGUGCCCCAACAACCGAGAAAUCCGCCGUUUGCUGGCUCGAGUGGAGGACGAGUGCAAACAGAUGCAGCGCAUGCAGACCAAAGGAGGCCUCGCGGGGGCUGCGGCUGCUUCCGGCCAGGCGCCGGGAAGCCACGAGUCCGACCAGGAGCAGGACGAAGGACAGGAGGAACCUUCGGAGCACAGUCUCGCCAUGAGUGUGGAAGGGCAAAGAGACAUCCUGGAGGAGGAGGAGGAAGAGGAGGCGGCGGCAGCAGCCACGCAGCUCACCAGGACAGCUGAAGGCCGCUGGUCACAAAACAGUUAUUCCUACAACAGAGUCUUACCCUCUGAGUCCGUCAGCAACAGUAUGGGACAUCAGAGUCCCAGCUCGCCCCCAGGCCCCGGCAGGCUUCCCCUUCACCGGUACCCUCGAGAGCACCGGGAAGCACUGGCCCAGCAGGGCCUCGUUCUGCAGCCAACCAAGCAGGCCCAGAUAGUCAAGACCAACCAGCAUAUGAGCUCCAUGCAGGCUGGGGCGGUCGGGGGCCGGUCGGGAGGACAGAGGUCUCAGUAUGCUCCUUCCAGUCCCUUACCCAGCCGACACAUGUCGAGCAUGCUGAAGCCGGCACCGGGCAUCGACAUCAGCCCUCUGCCUUCUCCGGCUGACGAACCCGUGUACGGGAACCGCAUGUCGCUGGCAGCUGCCACCGCCUCCAUGGGUCACACUUAUGAAAACGAGGGCCUCCAUUCGUCCCAGGCCUCCUAUACAUCCUGCGGCAGCAGCAGCUUCAAGGGUGCUGGGCAGGACAGGCUGUCUGCCCACUCUGUGUCCUCUCUGGAUGCGUUGGCCUGCUCGGGUCCUGGACCGCAGGGGAACCACACCGACGCGGGAAAGGAAGGGAUGUGUGGCGCGGCGGGAUCCCAGGGAGGAGGAAGCGGCAGCAGCAUGCACGUGUCCAGUUCCACCAGCAGCCUGGCAUCCAGCAGCAGUCUGUCAGACAGCGGAAAGCUGGGGCCCGACGUCCGCACCAAGACGAAGCACAGCCAACAGGCCAACUCCACGGCAGAGUACAAACCCCGACCCUUCAUGGGCAUAACCGACAAGACGGUUCGCUUUCAGCAGCAGCAGAUUCAGCUGCAGCCGCACCACGGCGUGCAGAGUCGCAGCUGGCUGAACCACUCCUCCGACGCUCUGGUUUGUCACAUGUCGGCGAUGGGCCUGCAGCCCGUCGACUGCGAGCCGCCUUACAGCAAAACAGUGAGCACUUACCAGGAGCAGCACAAACCUCCCGCGCCUCAGGGUGCUGUGGCGAUGGGCAGCUUACAAAAUGGCAUGCACGCCAAGGAAUUCACGGAGAAAUUCUACCAAGCCGCCAACUGUUACAAAGAGUCCAAGCCAGCACUGGCUAUGCCGCACACGUUCAUGGACAGUAAGCCCAAGCCGCCCGGCUUAGCCCGAGAUAAUCCUGCCAUUCACGUAGCUUCGAUGAAACCAAAGCGAUCUUUUAUAGAGUCGAAUGUGUAGAGACGUUUGUUUCAUCUCUCGUACAGUCCAUGACGCACACACAAAUACACUAGCAAAACUCUAAAAUGGGUUGUUUUAAUUCUUUUUUUCUAACCAGCCCCCAGACAGAAUAGUCUCACUUUUAAGAAAUACAGUAUGCAAGCUGUUUGUUUCCCCGUAUGUAAGCAGCUAGCAGUGUGUACUGAUCACUCCAGAUCUCUCUCCUCCCAACACGUCGCUCGUGGCCGCCAGCUUGUUCCACGACGCGUCCGCCAUCAUUCAGCCAAGCUGGAGACGUUGCACUGAAGGAAAGUAUUCGGACGUGUACUGUACAGUCCUCGCCAAGACGACGCGGUGACAGUGAGCACUUUAUAUACAGUUAGGCCGCUUAAGCAACACGUUCAGUUAAAGCGUAUCACAGGACAGUUUGAGUGAACGGAAACGAGGUUUGAACUGUGUCCAUCACGUCCAUGGUGCUGAGAGGAGCAUGGAAGAGGAAGUCCAUGGCGAAGGUCAAGAGGAUGGGAAUUCCUGUGUUCUACGAAGGAUGUUAUAGAUCCUCAUGUAUAUUAUAUAAAUAAUUACUUUUCCUUCUUUUCAGUGAAGGUCUGUGUUAAGUGUAUUGACAAGUUCAGACUUGUGUAUUUUGAGUUUUAUGCACAAUGUUGUUCAAAUGGUGUUUAAACGUUCUAAAAGAAGCUUUUGUUAAAUAUGUUUGUACAUUAUAUAAAUCUCCAUUAACAUUCAACUGAAACCCUUUUCUGUACCUGCUUGUUGUUGCCGUCUAGUUUAAUUUAUUUACAGCGCCGAUGGCUUGGUUAAUUGUAAAAGCAAUAUAUUUUAUAUAGUUAUUUUUGCACAGCUACUAAGUCAUUUUAUGAUUCUCAAUAAUGUUGAGUUCAAGUGCAUGCGACAAUUGCAGUUUAUAUUACAGAGUAUUAAAAAUCUAUAAAAACAGAAAUGGUUUUGUGGUACAGUGCCAUCACCUCUAUUUUAAUAUGUACUUUAAAUGCAAUUGUUUCCAUGUUUUCAGUAUUGUGAGCUGUAUUAGCUGUGAUCAGAUACUGUAAUAGAACAUUACUGCCAUAGCCAUCAUGGGAGAGAGAAAUAAAGACCCUCUGAGGAAAAACAA